Molecule: messenger RNA, 3950 nt
Organism: Sinocyclocheilus anshuiensis
Lineage: Eukaryota; Metazoa; Chordata; Actinopteri; Cypriniformes; Cyprinidae
Product: stromal interaction molecule 2-like
Exons: 11
Coding region: 581-3310 (909 amino acids)
Biological process (GO): activation of store-operated calcium channel activity; store-operated calcium entry; intracellular calcium ion homeostasis
Cellular component (GO): endoplasmic reticulum; plasma membrane
Molecular function (GO): calcium channel regulator activity; calcium ion binding; protein binding
Source: RefSeq, a predicted model, not a curated record
GCAGACGCACGCAAAGUUUGGUGACAUUUAGUAACUAGAACACUUUCAUGUACACGCAUUAUCCAAACAUUUCUAGAGAGGUGCUAUUGCUUCAUAAGGAUCUUCGUUCAUAAGGAACCUGGCUUUCGGAAGGACUUCUAUUAUUUGUCAUCGUAUUAGUAUUUUUGACUCCGUGUUUUGAAGGUGGAAGAGUUCUUUCGUUAAACGUUUUCCAGUCAUGUUUAUUAUUCUGUUUACUUUGUUCCUCUUUUGCUUUGGGAUGUAACAAGGAAUCCUUUCUUUAUCAUUAUUUAUUCAUUCAUUUAUUUUUAUUUUUUGGUGGGAUGCAUCUGUCUUUUUAAAUGUUGUGAUUUAGGCUAUCCUUUGGGGUUGCGAACAAACAUUUCUAACAGUUUGUCGUUUUUUUGUAAUUUAUUUUUUGUGUAAUUCCUACAUUACACAAUAUGUUGCUUUUCUAACCGGCGCGCCAAACCUUUUCAUGGCGCUGGAGCUGUUCAUAGCAUCAAUAUCACGUAACGCUGCAUUUGGAUGCACAUGUGUUUUUUAAAUCAUAGACAGUAAGUGGCACUUGAACCCUGCGAUGCAUAAGUUCUGCCUCACCGUACUGCUGGUGCUGCGCGGACUCAUCAUCUGCAUCUGUUCCAGCGAUGAAGCACAGCACCCUGGACUGUACAAGGACACACCUGUGACCUCAGAUCCAUGUCUGCAAGUGAGCCCUCCGUGUAUGACAGAGGCUGACCGCUUCAGCCUGGAGGCUCUUCAGCACAUCCACAGAGAGAUGGAUGACGAUCAGGAUGGAGGCAUUGAGGUGGAGGAGAGUGUCGAGUUCAUCAUUGAAGAUAUGCAGCAGCAACAACAGGCAAACAAGCACAGUAAACUCCAUCACGAGGACCAGCAUAUCACUUUGGAGGAGCUUUGGAAAGGCUGGAAAUCUUCUGAGGUUCAUAACUGGACUCAGGAGGAUGUCUUGAGGUGGCUAAGAGAGUUUGAUGAGUUGGCUCAAUAUGAAAAGGGCUUCAAAGAGCUGCGUGUCAAUGGGAACACCUUGCCCAGAAUUGCUGCCAAUGAGCCAUCAUUUAUGAGCACUUAUCUGAAGAUCCAGGACCAGCAACACAAACAAAAACUCAAGCUCAAAGCUCUGGAUGUAGUGCUGUUUGGCCCACCUACACGACCCCCACACAACUGGAUGAAAGACCUGGUUCUGAUAGUGUCAGUAGUAAUGGGUGUUGGUGGAUGCUGGUUUGCACAAGUACAGAAUAAAGCAUCUAAGGUACAUAUUACAAAGAUGAUGAAGGACCUGGAAAGCUUGCAGAGAGCUGAACAAAGCCUCAGAGACUUACAGGAGCAGUUGGAAAAGGCCCAGGAAGAGAAGCGCACCGUGGCGGUAGAGAAGAAGAAUCUAGAGGAAAAGAUGAGGGACGAGAUUCAGGGUGCUCAGGAAGAGGCCAACCGCCUGCACAAACUCCGAGAUGGAGCAGUGAGUGAACUCACCCGUCUUUGGUAUGCAGAAGAAGAGCUCGGACAGGUGCGUGGUGCAUUGAAGAGGGCCGAAAAAGACAUGCAGUCCUGUUGGUCAGUUCCUGAAACUUUGCAGCUGUGGCUACAGCUCACCCAUGAGGUGGAGGUCCAGUACUACAACAUCAAGAAGCAUAGUGCAGUACAACAACUCGUUACAGCGAAAGAUGAGGCUGAGAAGAUCAAGAAAAAAAGGAGUUCUUUGUUGGGUACACUAUAUGUUGCUCAUAGCUCCUCAUUGGAUCAAGUGGAUCAGAGAAUUCUGGAGGCCAAGAAUGCACUAGCAGAGGUGACUGCUUGUCUACGGGAGCGUCUGCACCGGUGGCAGCAGAUUGAGAGCUUGUGUGGUUUUCCUGUGAUGAAAAAUGCAGGCCUACCCAGUCUCACUGCUUCACUCUACCCAGACCCCAACUGGAUGCUAAUGCCCCGGGCUGCAAUUCAGUCCUAUCAAAUGCCUGUUUCGGUGGAGGACAUGGAAGAAGAAAUGCAGCAGAUUAUACCUCCGAUUCCUGAUUUGCUGAGUGUCCCUCUUUCUGACAGGGAGUCUAUGGAAACAUCUUCAGAUACAGAUUCUAUGGGGUCCUCCAUCAACAGAAUGUACAGCACCCUUGAUGUUUCUCCUCGAAGAAAAUACAUUUUCUCUGACAACAUGCCCCGAAAGAUCUCCCUGGAUGAACAAGAGGACAGCCCCUCCCGCAAGAUCUCCGAGGAAGAGAUGGAUGAAUCUUUGGUGAACACCUUAAGGAAAGUUUCACGAGACGAACUUGAUACUCCAUCAAGAAAGACAUCUAGAGAUGAACUAGAGGCCACUGUGGACCAUCCUAAACAAUUGGGUAGAGGAGAAACUGAGGCUAGCAUCGAUUCAAGGAAAUUCCCCAGGGAUCUACCUUUGGAUUCCACAAUGAGGUACUACUCUACAGAAAAGAUGUGUCCAGUAGCGAUCAGCAUGGAUAGUCAGAGACAACGAUCACUCAGAGACAGAAAAGACCAUAUGGACAGCAUUUCAAAAGUGAUACCAAAAGCAGAGCUCAAUAUAGACACCACAAGUGGAACAAGAUAUUCAGAUGCCUUAAUGAACACUUCCAUUAAACACAAAGAAAACCUGGAUUUUCCAACCAGUAUCCAGCGAGGAAGAGUGUUUAGGGAAAGCUCCUUUGAUGCCACCUUUGAUAGUUCAGUGGAAAGCUCGAAACAAUUAAAAAUGUUAGGCAAAACAUAUUCAUCCAAAGACAUCCCUUCACGAAUGAUGGCACAAGAUGAUUUUGAUGUGUCCACGGAUUUCGAAAGACAGAAAAUAAGAGAUAUUUCAAUGGAUACGGCUUCAAAAAACAUACUGAAAGAGGAGUUUGAGAGAAGCAAAUCCUUUAAAGAGAACAGGGAAAUUCCCUCAAAAAAAAUCUCUCGAGAUGAGCAAGACAUUGCAAUGGAGACGCAACGAAUACAACGUAAGAUAGACAGCUCUGUGGAAACUCCCAUUGGUAAAAUACAGAGAGAGAUGGUGGGUCUAUCUGUGGAGGCUCCAAGGUGUAAGAUAUCGCAGGAAGAAUUCCUGGUUACGAACCCUGGACAGUUUGGCCCGUCUGACCUAACCGUUUGCUCCUUGAUGCUCUGGAAAUCAGCCUCAGACUCGCUCAGCACACUAGUGUAUGAUGGCAUUCUAGAAAAGUCCUACGGGAACCCUCUCAUGCCUAGUCCUGAUGAUCUCAGUCACGCGGCUUCAGUGUCUUGUUCUUUCCAUAGCCUUCUCGGAAAUGAAGGUCAAUCUGCAAAUGUCUACUUCAGAAUUUGGUGGUAAAGACAAGGGCAAGACAUCUUCAAAGCUCAAGAAUAUAUUCAAAAAGAAAAAGGAUUUAGAAAAAUAUAAAGACUCAUAAAGGUCAACAACAAGUAGGAAUUCAGACACUUUUAAAAGGCCAAAGUCUCUUAUAAAACUGGCUUGGAAAGCUGCCUUGUAAACUAGAACAUAAGCAUAGCUAAACAUGUUGAAUGGAGUAACCUUGGAUUUUCUUGCAAAAGGGUUUUAGAUAAGCAGGGCCCUCAGCUAAACGGAUGCAAUCUUGUGAAACAAGGAGCAGAACUGCACUUUUCCAACUUGGAUUCAGAGAUACUGUAUUACGUAAGAUGGUCUGUCCUGUGAAGCUGCCGAGAUAUUAAUUGCACAUUUUUCUUUCUUUAUUGUGGGAUCUAUUCAUCAUUUGAAAUAAUUUGCAAUGACAUGGACAUGUGGAGUUUUUGCUCUGAUGAACUGAGACUUUUGCAUAUUAACAAAUCAUUGUAGCAUUGAAGACACAAUCACAACAUGCUCAACCUAUUUAUUUGAUUACUAAAGUUUUCACAAAAUGUCAGGAAAAAAGAAGACAAAUCCAAAUGACUACUAAAGGUUGCCUAAGAUACUGUAUUUACAACAGGACUAGCAAAAAUUGUAUAUAAAAAUA